AACACCUUCCUUAUUGAGUCGUACAAUAAAGUAAUGGACCUUCCUCUACCCUGUCCAUUUCCUAUAAAUGCAUUCUUUUCAGCAUAGUGGAGGCCCCGACACCUUUCUUCUCACCAGAGCCCAAAUCAAUGGCAGUCAGGAGCUCUUGGUAUCACCACCCUUCUUCCACCAUGGCCAUGAUCAGUCCAAGAUUUGGCACAAGGAGUCCAGCCUUAAGGCUCAGCACCUCUGCUCAUGGCAGUAGUUCUUCAUCACACUUCUCCUUUGCUGCUGCAACAGACAACAAGAAGGUGUUUGAAGAUCAGUUGAGAGGCAUAGUAUGCUACAAAGAUGAGAAGGGGGAGAUGAUCUGCGAAGGGUACGACGAAGGCCCCAGGCUUGGAAUGCAGUUGCUGGAGAAGGCCUGCUUCCCAUGGCCUGUGGGAGUUCAGGUCACUGAUUUCAUCCAGCUUACAACGCUCCCUGUUUUUCAAGAGUGAUCACAAGAGCCAGCUCUGAACAUGGAGCUGAUCAUGUAAGCAUAGUUAUCUAGACUCUAGAGUGAUGAUGUGUAAAAAUAACUGCAAAGGUGUAGCACUUGGUUGCUUAUAUGGCUCCUCCUGUUCCAUUCCCCUCUAGCUCAAAAGGGGAUGGAGCAGGGGAAUUGAAGCCGUGUAUUGAAGAUAUGGCAUUGCAGUAGCACGGUAGACUGAACAUAUAUAGUUUGGUUCAUUUAUCUUCCCAAUUUACAUAUAUAGUUUCUGCAAGGAUGAGAUGGUAUGUACCCUACUUUUGUUGGUACAAAGCGAGCAAAAGAGAUCUGAAUAA
Messenger RNA from Setaria italica (foxtail millet), 807 nucleotides. RefSeq lists its product as uncharacterized. The record is from RefSeq and is a predicted model, not a curated record. Bases 129 to 479 code for a protein of 116 amino acids. The transcript has 3 exons. Lineage: Eukaryota; Viridiplantae; Streptophyta; Magnoliopsida; Poales; Poaceae.